AUGAGCGAAGAUUUAUCGAGCAACAGCGAUGAGAAUCGACUAUCUGACGAUUCCGGAGAGGAACACAUCCCUUCUGAACAAGAGUCGGGUACCGACAGCGAUUCUGGGGAGAAAACAAGUGAGAGCAACAAUGAUAGUAGUUCCAGCUCAGAUUUCGCGCCAGCGAAAAAGAAAAAGAAGCGUGAUUCCAACCGUUCUGAACGAGACAUGGUCAUGAAAGUUAUUCAAAAUAACCCGGAUGAUUUUGGUGUGCGUAGAUCAGCUCGGCCCGUGAAAAAAUACUCGGAAGGCGACUCAGAUGAUGCUUCGUCUGAUGACAACUACGCACCUGUGCAGAGAUACACUCAGCGCGCCGCUGCGAGAGCAGUCAAAGAAGUCGAUUACGGGAUCAGCUCUGAAGACUCCGACGAAGAAGACACCAAGAAAGUUACUCGUGUCGAAGUCGACGGUGAUAAAAUUGAAAAAGUCCUCGAUUCCCGCGACGGUCCCGUUGGCUUUACCGGUGAUCAGACGAUUGCAUACAACGAGGACGAGCAGAAAAAAGUGUACCUCGCUGAAUACGAUGGUGAAACUGAGAAACAAUAUCUCAUCAAAUGGCAAGGCUGGUCGCACUUACACAACACUUGGGAAAGCGAGAAGUCCAUAAAGAAUCAAGGAGUCCUGGGCGUCAGGAAACUUGAAAACUUUAUCCGCAAAGAACGCGAAAGUGAAAAAUGGUUGAAAUAUGCUUCGAAAGAAGAAAUCGAGUUCUACCACGUUCAAAACGAAAUGGAACGCGACGUUUUUCAACAACACGUCCAUGCCGAGCGCAUUAUUACCAAAAGGACCGUCGAAAAUGAAGAUGGUUUCGAAAAGACUGAAUUCAUGAUCAAAUGGAAAGGUCUUCCCUACAGUGACGCAACAUGGGAAGCGGAUAAUCUCGUCGAAGGACGAUUCCAGGAACGCCUAGCCGAGUACGAGCAUCGACUUCUUCAUCAAAAAUUUCCCUCUGCCAAUAAUUCCUUCAUGAAACGACCCAAGUUCCAUAGAUACAAAGAACAACCUCACUUCCUUCCCGAAAGUUUGAGUCUUCGAGACUAUCAAAUAGACGGUGUCAAUUGGUUGAUGCAUGCAUGGUGUAAGGGCAACUCUUGUAUUCUUGCUGAUGAGAUGGGACUUGGAAAAACUAUCCAAACUGUCAGUUUUGUAUCAGCGCUUUUUCACGAUCAUGAUCGGGCUGGUCCAUUUUUAUGCGUUGUGCCGCUCUCCACUCUUGCUCUCAGAGAGACGCAGCUUCUGAACUCGGUCCGAUGGAGCGUGCUUGCCAUUGACGAGGCACAUCGUUUGAAAAACGACGAGGCAAUGCUCUACCAAGCCCUCAAUGAUUUGAAGACAGAGCAUCGUCUGCUCAUCACUGGUACUCCAUUGCAGAAUUCCUUGCGCGAGCUUUGGUGCCUCCUUGAUUUCGCCAACCCGGAUCAGAUGGGACCUUGGGCUGAGUUCGAGGCGAAACACGAAGAGGACCAAGCCCGUGGGUUCACUGGUCUUCACAAAGAGCUUCAGCCCUUCCUCUUCCGACGUGUCAAGAAGGAUGUUGAAAAGUCGUUGCCCGGCAAAAUCGAGCAGAUUUUACGAGUCGGUCUUUCGAAGAAACAAAAGAAAUACUACAAAUUCAUUCUCACGAAAAACUUCAAAGAGCUUCAAAAAGGUGUUCAUGGCUCGAAAUCAUCGUUCACGAACAUAAUGAUUGAAUUGAAAAAGUGCUCGAAUCAUGCAUGGCUGGUGAAAGAUCCUGAUGACCUGGACGAGUUUGAUCAGAAGAGUACCGAAGAGAAAAUCGAUCGAAUUCUCAAAGGCUCUGGCAAAAUGAUGUUGUUAGACAAACUGCUUCGUAGGCUGAAGGAAAAUGGAAGUCGCGUAUUGAUUUUUUCUCAAAUGGUGAUGAUGCUGGAUGUGAUUGGAGACUACAUGGCUCUACGCCGGUACCAGUUUCAACGCCUCGAUGGCAGCAUCCGAGGUGAUCUUCGCCAAAGGUCGAUGGAACAUUUUAACGCCACAGACUCGGAAGACUUUGCUUUUCUCUUGUCGACUCGUGCCGGUGGACUUGGAAUCAAUCUUGCGACUGCCGAUACAGUUAUCAUCUUUGAUUCCGACUGGAAUCCACAGAAUGACUUACAAGCACAAGCUCGAGCCCACCGAAUCGGCCAGAAGAAGACAGUGAAGAUCUAUCGUUUUGUUUCGGCGAUGUCUGUCGAGGAAGAUGUCAUCGAAAGAGCAAAGAAGAAAAUGGUCCUUGAUCAUCUCGUCAUUCAGCGAAUGGACACUUCUGGAAGAACUGUCUUGUCGAAAAAAUCCGAUGCAAGUAAAAGCAUUCCCUUCGAUAAACAGGAGAUCACCCAGAUCUUGAAAUUCGGCGCAGAAGAACUCUUCAAAGAGGAAGAUGAUGCUGAGCCCGAGUGCGACAUCGAUUUGAUUCUUCAGCGCGCUGAGACGACGGAAACCGAGGCUUCCGGGAACGCGCAAACGAAUGAACUCAUGUCUGGUUUCAAGGUCGCGGACUUCCAGUUCGACGAAGAUAAACUUUGGGACGACAUUAUUCCGGAGCAUGAGCGAAUUCGUCAGGCAGAGGAAGAAAUCGCCGCACUUGGUGAACGUAGGGCGAAGUAUAAAAGCAAGAACACGAAUGAUGACAACGAGGACUUCGAAGCGGAUGAUGCGAGUGAAGGCAGCAAUGAGAGUAACUCAAAAUCCCAUCGACUUCCGAAUUGGAGGGAGCUCAAUCUCACUCACACUAAAGCGUUCCUCAAGAGCAUCAAAAAGUGGGGUUACGAGAAAAAAGAAAAAGUCAUGGAAGAGAAUCCUAAAUUCCCGCAGAACUUUAAUUAUGAUGGAGCUGUGAUGGAACUCGUCGAGUCUUUGAUUCAAUGCGACAACCAAAACAGCAAGAGCAAGGGCAAAGGGCAGAACUUGAAGCUGGGAGAGCAGCCAGUCCCCGUCAAGGUCACCUUAGCGAGGAUUCGUGCGCUAUCCGCUCUUCACAAAUUACCCGAACCUAUCGAUGUCGUACCGUUGCCGAGAAAAGUGAGGCCGGUCACAAACUGGACUUGUCACUGGGUUGAGGAUGAUGAUCGACAACUGUUGAAAGGAGUCAAGCGUUACGGCGUCGGCGAAUGGGAGAAAAUCAAGGCUGACGACGAAUUCAAGCUUGCUCAUAAAAUCCUGCCGCCAUCAGAAGAUGCAUCGCCUCAAAGCCGCCAGUUAGUCACGCGCUUUGAUUACGUGAUGAGCCACUUUGUCCGCGAACAGGAGCAGAAGUCGUCCAGCAGCAGUAUGUCAAAGUCGCAAUAUCCGACAAAGAAGCGAAAAUCUGUGGCUGGCCGCGAUCAUUCUUCGCGACGAGAAUCGCGAAUGGAGAUGGACGAAAACGACCCUCCAAAGAGUGAUAAAAAACGAAAGUCUUCUCUGCAGUCAAAUGGCAAGCCGGAGAAAGAGAAGAAAAAGUCGGAAAAGGCGCCUCUCCUGGAUAAAGACAUAAAGCUCAAAGUUCUUGCAGAAGAGUUAGAUCCAGCGUGGUUCGACAAGUGCAAGAGCGCCAUGAAGCCCCACAAGACCGCCCGCCACGCGCUGAAAGCUCUCCAUUCCGCGGGCAACAGCGAAAGCCGCAUCAAGAAAGUAAUCGGCGACAUCGGCGUCGCCAUCCGCAAAAUCAGCGAUCAACAAGGUGCCGAGCGCGCGCUGUGGAAGCACGCUCUUUGGCGCUUUGUCUCGCAAUUUUCACACGCGACGGCGGAAACGCUCGUCCGCUGCUACGACAGUAUCGCUCACAAAGCUCCUAAAUUGCCGAAAAUCGUCGACCGGACGGAAAAGGGGAAAGUUCAAACAAAAGACAGAAAAGACAAGAGCUCCAGUCGCGAGGAAAAGCCAAAGAAGCCAAAGCCGAAAGACUGGAAAGAGCGCAGCUACCUAAAGAAGCCAAAACCUGACAAGCCUCCUUCGAGUUCUCCUCCAAAAACAUAG
Oikopleura dioica is the source of this 3996-nucleotide messenger RNA. The record is from the annotation of a GenBank genome assembly. NCBI's taxonomy places the organism in Eukaryota, Metazoa, Chordata, Appendicularia, Copelata, Oikopleuridae.